Molecule: messenger RNA, 1067 nt
Organism: Chenopodium quinoa (quinoa)
Lineage: Eukaryota; Viridiplantae; Streptophyta; Magnoliopsida; Caryophyllales; Amaranthaceae
Product: E3 ubiquitin ligase BIG BROTHER-related-like
Exons: 2
Coding region: 155-787 (210 amino acids)
Biological process (GO): protein ubiquitination
Molecular function (GO): ubiquitin protein ligase activity
Source: RefSeq, a predicted model, not a curated record
AAAUAUUGGCACCUUAAACAUUUAUCUCAUAAAAGACUCGUGAAAAAAAAUUAAUAAAAAAAAAUCGGGUUUUAAGUUCUCCGUUGAGGCGCACUCAACGUUCUCCAUUGAGGCACUCAUCGAAGCAGCUUCUGUGUUCUGAGAAUUUGAUAUAAUGGAUUAUCCUCGUUUAAGUUCAGCAAUGGAACCAGGCAUCAAAGUUAAAUCGUGGGCAUUCAAUGAAGAUCCUGGUGAUAGCCAGAGGCCAGUCGAUGAUUUCUUCACCAUCUACUUAAAUUAUUAUGGGAGCACGAGCACUACUGGGACAUUAAAGUUGAAGAGAGAAAGUAGUGAUUGGCAUUUUGAUAUCAUGAAUUGGUUUGCUGAGCUUGAUGUUGAUAUGGAUGCUUGGGAUUGUACCAUGAAUGUUGUGGUGAAAAGUUGUGAGAUUUUGCUCAGGCUUGUUGCUCAAUCUGCCCGCAAGUCUCUGGAAUUCAAAGUUGAGGUUUUCCUAAAAGAUGAGGAUCAUGAUCACCAAGAGGAAGUGGAUUACCUGCUCAUGUAUUCUGAUGGCAUUCGUACCAGCUCUCGUGACAUAAAAUCUAUUCUCCAGGAUAGUGGAGUCAGGUUUGAUAACGGCCAUUCAAGAACUAUGAAUAAUUGUUCGAUAUGUUUAGAGAAGUUUGGGAUGUCAAACAAUGUGGCGACACUUCCUUGCUUUCAUAUGUAUCACGAAAAAUGCAUGAUUCGUUGGGCUUUCCAAGGAAAACGAACAUGUCCAUUAUGUAGAUUGAAGAUAAAAGGGUAGUGUUGACUUAUACAGGGAAACUUUCAUUGGGAAGACUUUGUGAUUUGAUUAUAAAGAAAUAUGCACAUUAGACACUGUCUACCCGAGAAGGCUCUUCAAAUUGUUAGUCUUGUGUGCUCUCUUAAGUUAGGAUAUUUAAGAGCUCUAAUUUUUAGUGCUACCAAUUGUGUAAUUUUUAGUAUAAGAAUUUUCAACUUUGUGAAACUAUCAGGAUUAUCAAAUUCAAUGUACUAUUUGCAUCUGUCAAUGUUAAAGAUUAUUCCUGUUUUUUACUUCCUCA